UGGAAGAAGAAAAAAAAGAAUUCCCAAACUCGGUGAGAAGAGCUCCCUCACCAUGAGUAGUGCUGUGUUGGUGACUCGCCUCCCGGACCCCAGCAGCAGUUUCCGCGAGGAUGCCCCUCGGCCCCCAGUUCCAGGCGAAGAAGGGGAGACCCCACCGUGCCAGCUGGGAGUGGGCAAGGGCCAGGUCACCAAACCCAUGCCUGUCUCCUCCAACACCAGGCGGAAUGAAGAUGGGCUGGGGGAGCCAGAGGGGCGGGCGUCCCCAGAUUCCCCUCUGACCAGGUGGACCAAGUCCUUGCACUCCUUGUUGGGCGAUCAAGAUGGUGCUUACCUCUUCCGGACUUUCCUGGAGAGGGAGAAAUGCGUGGAUACCUUAGACUUCUGGUUUGCCUGCAAUGGAUUCAGGCAAAUGAACCUGAAGGAUACCAAAACUUUACGAGUAGCCAAAGCGAUCUACAAAAGGUACAUUGAGAACAACAGCAUUGUCUCCAAGCAGCUGAAACCUGCCACCAAGACCUACAUAAGAGAUGGCAUCAAGAAGCAGCAGAUUGAUUCCAUCAUGUUUGACCAGGCACAGACUGAGAUCCAGUCGGUGAUGGAGGAAAAUGCCUACCAGAUGUUUUUGACUUCUGAUAUAUACCUCGAAUAUGUGAGGAGUGGGGGAGAAAACACAGCUUACAUGAGUAAUGGGGCACUGGGGAGCCUAAAGGUCGUGUGUGGCUAUCUCCCCACCUUGAAUGAAGAAGAGGAGUGGACUUGUGCCGACUUCAAGUGCAAACUUUCGCCCACUGUGGUUGGCUUGUCCAGCAAAACUCUGAGGGCUACAGCCAGCGUGAGGUCCACGGAAACUGUCGAAAGUGGAUACAGGUCUUUCAAGAGGAGCGAUCCUGUUAAUCCAUAUCAUGUAGGCGCUGGCUACGUGUUUGCACCAGCCACCAGCGCCAACGACAGUGAGAUAUCCAGUGAUGCACUGACUGACGAUUCCAUGUCCAUGACGGAUAGUAGCGUAGAUGGAAUCCCUCCUUAUCGUGUGGGGAGUAAGAAACAGCUCCAGAGAGAAAUGCAUCGCAGCGUGAAGGCCAAUGGCCAAGUGUCUCUACCUCAUUUCCCGAGAACCCACCGCCUGCCCAAGGAGAUGACCCCCGUGGAACCUGCCACCUUUGCGGCCGAGCUGAUCUCAAGGCUGGAGAAGCUGAAGCUGGAGCUCGAGAGCCGCCACAGCCUGGAAGAGCGCUUGCAGCAGAUCCGAGAGGAUGAAGAGAAGGAGGGACCGGAGCUCGCAGUGAGCUCGCGGGAUGGGGCGCCCACCCAGCACCCCCUCUCCCUCCUGCCCUCCGGCAGCUACGAGGAGGACCCGCAGACGAUUCUGGACGACCACCUGUCCAGGGUCCUCAAGACCCCUGGCUGCCAGUCNCCGGGCAUGGGCCGCUACAGCCCCCGCUCCCGCUCCCCGGACCACCACCACCACCACCAGCAGUACCACUCCCUCCCCCCGCCCGGGGGCAAGCUGCCCCCCACGUCGGCCUCGCCGGGCGCCUGCCCGCUCUUCGGGGGCAAGGGCUUCGUGACCAAGCAGACAACGAAGCACGUCCACCACCACUACAUCCAUCACCACGCCGUCCCCAAGACCAAGGAGGAGAUCGAGGCGGAAGCCACGCAGAGGGUGCGCUGCUUCUGCCCUGGGGGCGCCGAGUUUUACUGCUAUUCAAAAUGCAAGAGCCACCCCAAGGCUCUGGAGCCCAUGCCGGGCGAGCAGUUUGGCGGCAGCAGAGGCAGUACCUUGCCCAAACGAAAUGGGAAAGGCACGGAGCCGGGCCUGGCCCCGCCGGCCAGGGAAGGAGGGGCCCCCAGCGGAUGUGUGGCCAGUCAGCAGAGAGACAGGAACCACUCGGGCACUGUUCAGGCAGGAGCCAUGCCCUUCUCCAACCCAUGUCUGGCUCCAGAAGAUCACAAAGAGCCAAAGAAACUGGCAGGUGUCCACACCCUCCAGGCCAAUGAGUUGGUCGUCACUUACUUUUUCUGUGGAGAAGAAAUUCCAUACAGGAGGAUGCUGAAGGCUCAAAGCUUGACCCUGGGCCACUUUAAAGAGCAGCUGAGCAAAAAGGGAAAUUACAGGUAUUACUUCAAAAAAGCAAGCGACGAGUUUGCCUGUGGAGCAGUUUUCGAGGAGGUCUGGGACGACGAGACCGUGCUCCCGAUGUACGAGGGCAGGAUUCUGGGCAAAGUGGAGAGGAUCGACUGA
Messenger RNA from Propithecus coquereli (Coquerel's sifaka), 2242 nucleotides. It is a transcript of the gene AXIN2, whose product is annotated as axin 2. The record is from RefSeq and is a predicted model, not a curated record. NCBI's taxonomy places the organism in Eukaryota, Metazoa, Chordata, Mammalia, Primates, Indriidae. Bases 53 to 2242 code for a protein of 729 amino acids. Gene Ontology annotation, biological process: negative regulation of canonical Wnt signaling pathway. The transcript is spliced from 10 exons.